Arabidopsis lyrata subsp. lyrata is the source of this 2181-nucleotide messenger RNA. Its product is annotated as B3 domain-containing transcription factor NGA1. NCBI's taxonomy places the organism in Eukaryota, Viridiplantae, Streptophyta, Magnoliopsida, Brassicales, Brassicaceae. Gene Ontology annotation, molecular function: DNA-binding transcription factor activity; DNA binding. Bases 1083 to 2021 code for a protein of 312 amino acids. The record is from RefSeq and is a predicted model, not a curated record. The transcript has a single exon.
AAAGUGGUCAUUGGAAUUACAAUAAAGGACAGGUAAGAGGUAUAAAUGUGUGGAUUAAUAAUAUAAAAAGCAUCUCUUACAAGUGGGGAAAGUAUAUAACAACUGUUGCAAUAGUAAAACAUGUAACACCCAAACAAACACAAAAUAUUAUACAUAUACAGUCUAUGUGUGUAAAUUGUAUUAUACCAAGAAAAAAAUUAAGAAAGAGGAGGGGAGGGAACCAUAACCAAAAAAAAGUCAACAGUAAAGACCAAGACUAAAAAGCUUUGUGAAACCAAAAUUGCAGCAAACCCAUAAAAGAAGUUUACUUUUCGAUAAUUAGCAUUUAUUAGGACGAGAUUGUUGAUUAAUCAUUUGAUUAUUUAUAGUUUUAAGAUCCUAAAUCAAAGAAAAAACAAGAAUUUCUCCCUAAGCCCACGACAUUAUCAGCUCUCUUCUCCUCAUAUCCCAACCAUGCAUCAUCUACUUUAAUUUGUAUUCGUUGGACAAAUCUGAUUUUUAUUUUUGUUCGAUCUCAAGCAUUUUAGGUGGCAAAUGAAUAAUAUGGGGAAUUAUUUAAAGAAAUUUUAUUAUGCAAGGAAAUAAAAAAAGAAAGAAACUAGAAUGGUGGUAAAAGGACAAUAAGGUCACAUGAACUGAACCAGAUUUAUUCAUGGGUCCCUCUAAAUUGGUUCUCUUGCCCAUAUCUCUCCAUCAUUCUCAUCAUAACACUGCUGAUUUCUCUCUUCUUGGUUUCUCAUUCUUCUUCUGAAAAAUCUUGACAACUUUUUUUUGUUUUUGUUUUCUUUCUCUGGAUUUAAAAGAGCUAUAGCUAUUGCUUGAAACAGUAAGAGAUAUAGAUAUAGAGAGACAGAGAAAGAUGAUGAUCAGUGAAGUUAGGCUAAACCCACUUUCUAUUUAUGUAUAAUUAGGUCAAUCACAUCACCAAUCUAACCUUUUCUCCUCCUCCAAUUCUCUUCCUAAAUCUAGGGUUUUGCUUGUAUCUCCUCCUUUCUCAAUUCCCUCCGGAAGCUGUGAAUUCAUCAAAUUCCAUUCUCAAAACCAAUUCUUGGUCACACCCUUAAGAGAUCUGGGUUCUAAAGAUGAUGACAGAUUUAUCUCUCACAAGAGAUGAAGAUGAAGAAGAAGAAGCAAAGCCCUUAGAAGAAGAAGGAGCAGGAACGAGAGAAGUAGCAGAGAGAGAGCACAUGUUCGACAAAGUUGUGACUCCAAGUGAUGUCGGAAAACUAAACCGACUUGUGAUCCCAAAGCAACACGCAGAGAGAUUCUUCCCUUUAGAUUCAUCUUCUAACGAGAAAGGUUUGCUUUUAAACUUCGAAGAUCUCACAGGCAAAUCAUGGAGGUUCCGUUACUCUUACUGGAACAGUAGUCAAAGCUAUGUCAUGACUAAAGGUUGGAGCAGAUUCGUUAAAGACAAAAAGCUUGACGCCGGAGAUAUUGUCUCUUUUCAAAGAUGUGUCGGAGAUUCAGGAAGAGAUAGUCGUUUGUUUAUUGAUUGGAGGAGACGACCUAAAGUCCCUGACCAUCCUCAUUUCGCCGCCGGAGCUAUGUUCCCUAGGUUUUACAGCUUUCCUUCGACGAGUUACAAUCUGUAUAAUCAUCAGCAGCAACGUCAUCAUCACGGCGGUGGUUAUAAUUACCAUCAAAUUCCGAGAGAAUUUGGUUAUGGUUACUUCGUUAGGUCAGUGGAUCAGAGGAAUAAUCCGGCGGCUGCGGUGGCUGAUCCGUUGGUGAUCGAAUCUGUGCCGGUGAUGAUGCACGGAAGAGCUAAUCAGGAACUUGUUGGAACGGCCGGGAAGAGACUGAGGCUUUUUGGAGUUGACAUGGAAUGCGGCGAGAGCGGAAUGACCAACAGUACGGAGGAGGAAUCAUCAUCUUCCGGUGGAAGUUUGCCACGUGGCGGUGGUGGUGGUGGUGCUUCGUCUUCCUCUUUCUUUCAGCUGAGACUUGGGAGUAGCAGUGAAGAUGACCACUUCACUAAGAAAGGAAAGUCUUCAUUGUCUUUUGAUUUGGAUCAAUAAUAAUUAUGAUGAAAUAUUAGUUGGUAUUUUAAGAAAAAAUAAUACACAUAUAUAAUUCUAUAUAUAUGACAACAUAAUGCAUUGAUUUCAUUAUAAAUUUAUCAGAGAAAUGAUAUACAGUAUGUUCUAAUAAUAUGCAUGGUUUCUAUGGAUUCCGAUA